Messenger RNA from Zea mays, 2577 nucleotides. NCBI's taxonomy places the organism in Eukaryota, Viridiplantae, Streptophyta, Magnoliopsida, Poales, Poaceae. The record is from RefSeq and is a predicted model, not a curated record.
ACAGAAGCCCGUGUGGAUCAUGAAGAGCUCCAUGGCGGCGCCAAUGGAGGCCCCUACCGCCGCGAUCUUCAGGUACCAACCCGCGAAUCUCAUAUGUCCCUCCCCAAGCAAAUCCUCAGAGGCAGGGAGGCAGAGGCGGCCGGAGCGAGCUGAGCCGACGGCGGCGGCGGCUUUGAUGAGGUUGUCGAGCGACAGGGCCAUGGCCCAGUGAAAGCCAAAAAAAUCCUGACCGUUCAGGCCAAAUGAAUAUGAUCGACGAGCAGGAUCAAUUCGUUUCCUUUGCUGCCCAAACAAAAAUGGGGCUCACGGCCCACCGAGCCCAAAAGGCAGGCCCGCAUCGCGUUCGAUUUCCAACCAAUCACACUCCGACCACUGUGACCACACGCUCGCGCGCCCAUGGCGGCGACCUCGCCGACGCCGACGCUGGCGAAGCCUGCAGCCGCCGCGCACGCCCGAGCCCCGUCCGCGGGUCCCAGACGUGUCUCCUUGACCUCCUGCCGCUGCCACCGCCGCCGCUCUACUCCGUCUCGGUGGAGGAGUCUCCCACGAUGCAGUCGCCGUGGUGGGAAGCCGGUCGUCACAGAGGUCAUCGACGCGGCGGCACCGGAUAAGGGGCCAGAGACUGGGAGCAAGGGAGAGGAAGAGAAGGAGGCCGUAGCGGGGCGCGGGGCGCCGGGGUGGCUCAGGCUUGACGGGGUUGCAGCGGACAUCCUCGCCAUCGCCGCGCCUGCCGUGCUCGCGCUCGCCGCGGACCCCAUCACGGCGCUCGUCGACACUGCCUUCGUCGGGCAUAUCGGUUCAGCUCAACUUGCGGCUGUUGGUGCAUCUACUUCCAUAUUCAAUUUGGUAUCCAAGCUGUUUAAUGUGCCGCUACUUAAUGUCACAACAUCCUUUGUUGCUGAGCAGCAGGCAAAGGAUGGCAAUUCGAACACUGGAGGUGAAAGAGAUGAAUUUUUGACGCCACUAGAGAAGGCAAGGCAACCAAAGAAGGUUCUUCCGGCAGUGUCAACAUCCUUGGCUCUAGCUGCUGGCAUUGGAUUACUGGAAAUGGUAGCUCUGAUUGUUGGAUCUGGGACCCUGAUGAACAUCAUUGGUAUUCCUGUUGAUUCACCAAUGCGAGCACCAGCAGAACAGUUUCUUACACUGAGGGCACUUGGUGCUCCACCGAUCAUAGUGGCACUUGCAGCUCAGGGUGCAUUUCGUGGAUUUCUGGAUACGAGGACACCAUUGUAUGCUGUGGGUGCUGGCAACCUAUUAAAUGCAUUACUUGAUGUGGUACUUAUUUUUCCACUUGGUCUAGGAGUAAGUGGUGCUGCACUGGCCACCGUGACCUCUGAGUACUUGACAGCAAUCAUCCUCCUUUGGAAGUUGAAUGAUGAAGUAGAUCUAUUGUCAUGGAAUAUAAUUGAGGAUGGAGUCAUCCGCUACCUGAAAUCUGGUGGUCUACUAAUUGGCAGGACAAUUGCAGUAUUCUUGACACUGACACUAGCUACAUCCCUGGCUGCAAGGGAAGGGCCUGUUCCAAUGGCGGGCUAUGAGAUAUGCUUGCAAGUGUGGUUAACAAUUUCUCUGCUCAAUGAUGCUCUAGCCCUUGCUGGCCAGGCUCUACUUGCCAGCGAAUAUGCAAAAGGGAAUUACAAGCAAGCCCGCACGGUUUUAUACAGAGUCCUGCAGGUUGGUGGUGUGACUGGUUUUGUCCUUGCUGCUUCCUUAUUUGUUGGAUUUGGAUCUUUGUCCUUGCUGUUUACAGAUGAUCCAGCAGUUUUAGAUGUUGCACGGUCUGGAGUGUGGUUUGUCACCAUUUCUCAGCCGGUGAAUGCUAUUGCAUUCGUGGCUGAUGGGCUCUACUAUGGUGUUUCUGACUUUGCCUAUGCUGCAUAUUCCACGUUUUUUGCGGGAGCGGUCUCAUCAAUAUUCCUACUAUUAGCUGCUCCUAAUUAUGGUCUCGGUGGCAUAUGGGCUGGUCUUACUCUAUUUAUGAGUUUGCGUGCAGUUGCUGGGUUCUGGAGGUUAGGGAGCAAAGGUGGACCUUGGAAUGUUAUCUUAUCUGGUCAGAUAGUAAGUAAAACAAAGAUAUGACCAGAUUCGAUUGUUCAAUUGAUCUCCCACCGCUAGCAGGUCGGUAGCAAGAAAUGUGCAUCCUGCUGCAGGUCAUAUAUAGCUGACAAGCAAUAUAUAGCAAAAAAUGUGCAUCCUGCGUGACAGGGAGCUGAUGCAUCUCUGUGGAAGAUAUACGCUUGUAGUUGGUGUUGGAUAGCUGGGCUAUCUUGUGGCUGUUGUAGGGGCUCACAGCUUUCAACUGUGUUGUACCAUAUACUGUAUAAGAAAGAUCUGUUCAGUUAUAACGAAAGAAAGAAAACUGGCUUCAAAUAGAAUACAAAAGGCUGUGUAACGAAAGAAAGAAAGCCGAGUUCAAAUAGAAAAUCCCUUCAUGUAAAUUUCGUUCUGGAAAUCCUCCUUUUGAAUGAAGCUUUAUCCAACAUUCUAGGAUUGGUAAAUCCGGUAAUCAUUUGUGGCAUUAUGUAACUCAAUGAUGGUCAGAAAUAUAAUAAUCUGAGUUGGUUUUUCCGAUAUGCA